Messenger RNA from Agrilus planipennis (emerald ash borer), 1548 nucleotides. RefSeq lists its product as uncharacterized. The transcript has 8 exons. Bases 1 to 1548 code for a protein of 515 amino acids. The record is from RefSeq and is a predicted model, not a curated record. NCBI's taxonomy places the organism in Eukaryota, Metazoa, Arthropoda, Insecta, Coleoptera, Buprestidae.
AUGUUAUUUUUCUUGAUUUUGACGUUACUUCUACAGCUGUCAAUUUCAGGAAGAUACAAAAGACACGUAGAGAACUCAGCCUUGCCACUUUUUUAUAAAGAACCCACUUACAACAUCUCCCGAUGGGUUAAAGUAUUAAAUUUACAGCAGUGUGUCUUCGUCGAAAUAGGAGAAAACUUCUGUGCGGUUUUCGUUGAAGUACGCGCGCGAAAAGUAGAACACGUAGAAGAAUAUUUCUUGGGAGUGUGUGACUUGGAUACGAUUUAUAAAUGGAGACUUUGUUCGGUAGCUCUUGAGAAGAGACGUCCCCGAGAUUGUCGUUUUCGAAAGGAAGGCAUCGAAGUAACCGAUGUUGGAGCAAGGGUUCAUCGAAGACUGUGCGACGUGACAGGACUCUCUUUCCAUGCCGAUCAUUGUAAUUGUAAAGCAACCCUUGGAAACCAGAAAUUACGUCCAGUCGCAGGUUUCCCAACUUGUUUCUUAUCUCCAUUGCCAGAAAGCAUCUGUUUUCCGAAAAAUGUUUGCGGUACUAACAAAUGUUAUGGGACGACAGUUUUAGACCAAGUUCAUUCAAUUCACUGUGAUGAGAAUUGCAUGGAUCACCAACCGUUCUGUGAAGAGCUCGGUAUGAGAUCAUCACUUCCUCCAAAAAUAGAGUCCUACUGGUCAGACUGGCGCAAACCUGACUGCAAUGGACCUUGUCUACCUUCUCAGUUUAAUAUCUUAGAAGCAGAAUGCAUUCAUUCAAGAACGGGUAAGGGGGCUAUAGAUUGCCUUGGUCCAGGAACGAGUUGCUGCCCUGCAGAUAUUGAAAGAUGCAGAUGUAACGUUUUUGUGGAAGAUGCUGUGUUAAAAGUGAUUCGACAAUUUUAUAGAGACAAAGAACCAGAUUUAGCUGAACGUGACACUCAAAUCGAUUAUUAUUUGGAUGACCAGAGGAGCCCCAUCAGUUACUUUCGAGAGUUACAGAGAAACACAAGGGAAAAGUAUCCUGAGGAAUUUGAGAAAUACGCAAAGAACAUGCGAAACUACUUAAAAUUUGAUUCUAAAAACAGAGAUUAUAAGAAAGUAUUUGACAAAAAUUCCAAUCGAAUUAAAAAUUAUUUUCUUACAAAAUUUUUGAGACAUUCAACACAAAUUCCAUUGAACUAUGAAAAUUAUAUAGACGAUACGAUACCUAUAAUGGACUUUACUGGAAUUGGUUCUGUACGAAGAAAAAGAGAAAAAACAGUAGAAGAAUACAGUGAUGAUGACGAUGAUAUAUCCGACGAAGAGUACGAAGACUCUAAUGCAGAAGACGUAGCUAUUGAGAAGGAAGUAGGAGAGAAUACCGAAACCACCGUGUCUACUACCGAAGAUAAAGAAAAAGAAGAAAUUAAAGAAGCAUUAACUACGGAAGACACGAAAUUCACAAAAAAACUCUUCGAAGAAGAUGGUGAAGAUCGCGUUAACAAUUCUAAACUCACUCACCAAAGUUCAUCUGGUGAUGUAGCCAAGUUAAUGAUAUCUAUGAUAGUAAUUCUUUCUGUAUUUCUUACAGAGAUUUAA